CUCCCUUCAAGGAGUAAAAAGCCCGGGCACUUUCAAAGUGCCCUUUCUACCCAGAUCCGGGAGAAGUCUUGGGGUGCGAAGGCGGGGCCACUAGACUGACGACAACCUCCUGAAUGUCCAGCCCCGCCUUCCCACCACCUUUGGGAUUUGGUUCCUGAAGCAAGAUCGCCCUCUCAGUGAAAGGCAGAUGUCCCUUUAAGGUUUGCUUUGCUGCUGCCCGUGGACUUUAGCCUAAACACGGUCCCGCGAAGUUGGCUUUAUUUGUCCAUGUCUCGGACAGAGCCUGGGUGGCUGCCAGUGAGAUUUCAGAGACUGAGCGCGCAAAGGGGCGGGAGAUGUGGCAAUCCAUCUGGGAUGUGAGAAGCGUGGAGCGGGCUUAGCAGCAUUUGACCAAAACACAGGAAAUCACUCCUCCACAGCUCCUGGUCGCUGUAGCCUCUGGGGCCACUGCCGGACACCCGCGGAGACCGCACCGAGUGACCCAGAGCGCAAGUCGCGGGCGCCCGGGUUCUGCCGGUUCCUGCCAGCUCCUGCCCACGAACCAGCACGUCGCUGGUUUCAGAAGCCGCUCCAGCAAUGGUCCCCAGGCGCCUGGCCAGCCUGGAGGUCACAGUAGCCUGCAUCUGGCUUCUCACUGUUUUCCUAGGUUUCUGCAUUUCCUUCAACGUUGAUGUGAAAAACUCAAUGAGUUUCAGUGGCCCAGUGGAGGACAUGUUUGGAUACACUGUUCAACAAUAUGAAAACGAAGAAGGCAAAUGGGUUCUUAUUGGUUCUCCUUUAGUUGGUCAACCCAAAGCAAGAACUGGAGAUGUCUAUAAGUGUCCAGUUGGGAGAGAGAGGCCAAUGCCUUGCAUGAAGUUGGAUUUACCAGUUAACACAUCGAUUCCCAAUGUCACAGAAAUAAAGGAAAACAUGACAUUUGGAUCAACUUUAGUCACCAACCCGAAUGGAGGAUUUCUGGCAUGUGGGCCAUUGUAUGCCUACAGAUGUGGACAUUUGCAUUAUACAACUGGAAUAUGUUCUGAUGUCAGCCCUACAUUUCAAGUUGUGAACUCAUUUGCCCCUGUACAAGAGUGUAGCACACAGCUGGACAUAGUCAUUGUCUUGGAUGGCUCCAACAGCAUCUAUCCCUGGGAAAGUGUCACUGCCUUUUUAAAUGACCUUCUUAAGAGGAUGGAUAUUGGCCCUAAACAGACACAGGUUGGAAUUGUACAAUAUGGAGAGAAUGUAACGCAUGAGUUCAACCUCAAUAAGUAUUCAUCGACAGAAGAGGUCCUUGUGGCAGCAAACAAAAUAGGCCGAAGGGGUGGUCUCCAAACAAUGACGGCCCUUGGAAUAGACACAGCUAGGAAAGAGGCAUUCACUGAAGCUCGGGGAGCCAGAAGGGGAGUGAAAAAAGUUAUGGUUAUUGUGACUGAUGGAGAAUCACAUGACAAUUAUCGCCUGAAACAGGUCAUCCAAGACUGUGAAGAUGAAAACAUUCAGCGAUUUUCCAUAGCUAUCCUUGGCCACUAUAACAGGGGGAACUUAAGCACCGAAAAAUUUGUGGAGGAGAUAAAAUCGAUCGCAAGUGAGCCCACGGAAAAGCACUUCUUCAACGUGUCGGAUGAGUUGGCCCUGGUCACAAUUGUUAAAGCUUUAGGAGAAAGGAUAUUUGCUCUGGAAGCUACAGCUGACCAGUCAGCAGCUUCAUUUGAAAUGGAAAUGUCUCAGACCGGCUUCAGUGCUCAUUAUUCACAGGACUGGGUCAUGCUUGGAGCAGUGGGAGCCUAUGACUGGAACGGAACUGUGGUCAUGCAGAAAGCUAACCAGAUUGUCAUCCCUCAUAACACCACCUUUCAAACUGAGCCUACCAAGAUGAACGAGCCUCUUGCUUCUUAUUUAGGUUACACAGUGAACUCCGCCACCAUCCCAGGAGAUGUGCUCUACAUCGCUGGACAGCCUCGGUACAAUCACACUGGCCAGGUCGUCAUCUAUAAGAUGGAGGAUGGGAAUGUCAACAUUCUGCAGACACUCAGUGGAGAGCAGAUCGGUUCCUACUUUGGUAGCGUUUUAACAACAAUUGACAUUGACAAAGAUUCUUACACUGAUCUGCUUCUCGUCGGGGCCCCCAUGUACAUGGGGACAGAGAAAGAGGAACAGGGCAAGGUGUACGUGUACGCUGUGAAUCAGACAAGGUUUGAAUAUCAAAUGAGCCUGGAACCAAUUAAGCAGACCUGCUGUUCAUCCCUGAAGGAUAAUUCAUGCACAAAAGAAAACAAGAAUGAGCCCUGUGGGGCACGUUUUGGAACAGCAGUUGCUGCUGUAAAAGACCUCAACGUGGAUGGAUUUAAUGAUGUCGUGAUUGGAGCUCCCCUGGAAGAUGACCACGCAGGAGCUGUGUACAUUUAUCAUGGCAGUGGCAAGACCAUAAGGAAAGAGUAUGCACAACGCAUUCCAUCAGGUGGGGAUGGCAAAACACUGAAAUUUUUUGGCCAGUCUAUCCACGGAGAGAUGGAUUUGAAUGGUGAUGGUCUGACUGAUGUGACCAUUGGAGGCCUUGGAGGGGCUGCCCUCUUCUGGGCCAGAGAUGUGGCUGUUGUUAAAGUGACCAUGAAUUUUGAACCCAAUAAAGUGAAUAUUCAAAAGAAAAACUGCCGUGUGGAGGGCAAAGAAACAGUAUGCAUAAAUGCUACAAUAUGUUUUCAUGUGAAAUUGAAGUCUAAAGAAGACUCAAUUUACGAGGCUGAUCUGCAAUACCGUGUCACCCUUGAUUCACUGAGGCAGAUAUCACGGAGCUUUUUUUCUGGAACUCAGGAAAGGAAGAUUCAAAGAAACAUCACCGUUCGGGAGUCCGAAUGCAUCAGGCACUCCUUCUACAUGUUGGAUAAGCAUGAUUUUCAGGACUCCGUGAGAGUGACUUUGGAUUUUAAUCUCACUGAUCCAGAAAAUGGGCCCGUGCUUGAUGAUGCUCUGCCAAACUCGGUCCAUGAACACAUCCCUUUUGCCAAAGACUGUGGAAACAAGGAAAGAUGCAUUUCAGACCUCAACCUGGAUGUGUCCACCACAGAAAAGAGCCUGCUGAUCGUCAGGUCCCAGAAUGACAAGUUCAAUGUCAGCCUCACAGUGAGGAACAAAGGAGACAGUGCAUACAACACCAGGACAGUGGGGCAGUAUUCUCCAAAUCUGAUUUUUUCAGGAAUUGAGGGGAUCCAAAAAGAUAGCUGUGAAUCCAAUCAAAAUAUCACUUGUAGAGUUGGAUAUCCUUUUCUGAGGACAGGAGAAAUGGUUACCUUCAAAAUAAUAUUCCAGUUUAAUACAUCACAUCUCUCAGAAAAUGCAAUCAUUCAUUUAAGUGCAAUAAGCGACAGUGAAGAGCCACAGGAAUCUCUUCAUGAUAAUGAAGUAAAUAUUUCCAUCCCAGUAAAAUACGAAGUUGGACUGCAGUUUUACAGUUCUGCGAGUGAACACCACAUUUCAGUUGCUGCCAAUGAGACUAUCCCUGAGCUUAUUAAUUCCACUGAGGAUAUUGGGAAUGAAAUUAAUGUCUUCUAUACGAUUAGAAAAAGAGGGCAUUUCCCAAUGCCAGAACUUCAGCUGUCAAUUUCAUUCCCCAAUUUGACAUCAGAUGGUUAUCCUGUACUGUACCCAACUGGAUGGUCAUCUUCAGAUAAUGUGAACUGCAGACCCCGGACCCUUGAGGAUCCUUUGGGUAUCAACUCUGGGAAGAAAAUGACAAUCUCAAAGUCUGAGGUUCUCAAAAGAGGCACAAUCCAGGACUGCAGUACCUGUAAAACUGCCACCAUCACGUGUAAUCUCCUUUCUUCGGAUGUAAGUCAAGUGAAUGUCUCACUCAUCCUGUGGAAACCAACUUUCAUAAAAGCACAUUUUUCCAGCUUAAAUCUUACCAUACGGGGAGAACUUCAGAGUAAAAACACAUCACUGACUUUAAGCAGCAGCAACCGGAAACGAGAGCUGGCUAUUCAGAUAUCCAAAGACGGGCUCCCAGGCAGAGUACCACUGUGGGUUAUCCUCCUGAGCGCCUUCGCAGGACUCCUGCUGUUAAUGCUGCUUAUAUUAGCUCUGUGGAAGAUUGGAUUCUUCAAAAGGCCACUAAAGAAUAAAAUGGAGAAAUGAAAUAUUUUAUAGAAGGAAAAAAAAUAACAACUAGUCAACAAUCUAUCCUCAGGUUUGCCUCAAUCAUGUGAGAAGAAAUUCAAAAAUAUAGCCAAAGACAUGGUCACAUAAGUCUAUGUAAUCCAUGAUCCACCUGGGAUUGCUCACUUGGAAAGAGACAGAUCAAGUGUGACCCCAAAAGGCUACCCAAAGAUCAAGUGUAGAAAGCAAUGGGAAAUAUUUUUAAUAAUUACUCAUUUUUGCUGAGUAAGUGAAAUGACAAAAUGUUUUAAAGAAGAAUUGUCGGUAUAAGUACAUUUAUGUGUUUACAUGCCUCACAGAGUAUCUUAAGGGAUGCACAAAAAGAGAUUUGUGUUCAUGAAGCAGUUACUCUAAGCACAAUAUAAAUAAAGCAUUUCCCCUUGGUUACACCUUCAGAGUGACACUCAGCAUUUGUAAAUGACAACAAAGGAAUGGAGCGAAAAAAGCUCUCCCAGUUCAAAUGAGAAAAGCUUUGCUUAGCAGAGCCCAUAUAUACAAUAUGGUCUGAAAAUAGAAUUAAAUCACGGGUGACACUCGGUGACUUUGUGGGCUCCUAUAGCUAGAAAGAAUAUUUUCCAGUGUGAUUGGAAAAUAGUGCAGUUGAGCUCAAAUUCUAUGUAGAAUAGACAGUCAAGAUGGAGUUGUUAUUUAAAAAUGAGUGCACUGGAUCUAUUAAUUUAAACUUUUAUAGAAAGUAAAACUGCUUAAUUUAUAUUGAGCUCUAAAACACAAAACUCUUUUAUAAUGUAUAUAAAGUUGCGGCAGUUUGUGUAGCAUCACAGUGAUAAGUUGUGAAAAGCCACACCAUGUGUGAUGCCCAGAGAGUUUCUUAAUGAAACGUGAGCAUGCAUCAAUGACCCAAUGAAGCUGAUGUCACCUUUGCUGAAUAGUCAUUCAGUGCUAGGGCAUCCAGGAUGUUUCGUUAAGUAGGGGGUUUCACAACUCUUUGGUGUAGGGGUCAUGUAAAACCCAAAAAUAUGAGUGUUUAUUUCUAAAUCUUUUUAAUUUUCUAAACACAUUUUAUGUUAUGAUUGAGAAAACAAUCUCCCAGGCUAAUGUUAUAUUUUAUACACUGCUUUUGAACAUGGUAUAUCAGUAUUUAAAUAGAAAAACCAGGUAAUUUAAAGAAUGUAUAUUUUGAAAACAUACACUAACAGAGACAUACAACUCAUUUGUAUGCACUUCUGUGUUCCUGAAGUAAUCCCUAAGGCCCCUGGACUCUGCUGUAACAUAAGCUUCUAGAUUGCUCCAUUUCCAAGAUAAAUAACAAUGAAUGAAUGUACAAUAUCACCUUGUGUGAACUACUGCUGUAAAAUGUGCUGAUCCUCCUGCCCCAAAAGAGCUGGACUCUGCUCUCCUCAAACUCAACAAGCCAACAGAGAAAUUGAGUGCCAUAGGUUUGAUAUUUUUAAAAAUUUAUUUCCAAGAAAUUAUCUUAGGGCUCAGACUCAGCCAGCUUCUUGGCUUUUCACCCUUACAUGUCAGAUCCUAAGGGCUAAGGGAUGGAUGAUACUACAGUCAUCCAUGACUGGAAGAGAAGUGAACAGGAAACUAGAAGAAAGAUGUGUUCUCCAUUCUCAUUGUCUCUCACCAGCUUUGGAAGUCAUAUUUUCCUCCUGUUCUUUUCCCAACAGAACUCAGAUGUUUCUUGCUCAGUUACCAUGGUGCCGAAGUCCAGUACAUACCUGCCCAGCAGCCCUUACUCCUAGCUCCAUGCUUUUAGGAAUGAAAUUCAUUGGAUACAUGUAGAUUCAUCUUUGAUGUAAGGGACUACAAGGCACUGAACUUUGUACACUGAGCUAUAAGUGGGCAUAUUUAAACUAAAUCUGUUGUUGAGACAAAGUGGGGAAGCAUAAAUGAAGACAUUUUGAACUUUUAAGAAAGGAGAGGAAGAGCUGUUUGGUCAGAUUAAAAGAUGUUAAAGCCACUUGCCUGCCAGGUUUUAGUAUACAUUAUUUCUAGUUAGUAGUUCCUUAUUAGGAACCAGAUAUCUCAUUUCUCUACAGUCAUGAUUGAGUCUGUGUGUAUGUGUAUGUAAUUGUAUGCACACACAUAAACAUACCAUUUAAAUUCAGAGCAAUUGAAGAAUACCAAAAGGUAGAAUUUAUAAAGCAUAAAGAAAGCACACCAAAGCUACCCCAGUGAUGAAAGUUUAUUUCCUUUGCUUUUCAUACAGUAUUCACUUCUAUUAAUAUUUAAGUUUAGUUGUUCUUUUAUAAACUAAAACUAUAAAUUCAGAGACUUUGAUCUUAAAAAUGAUAACAGAUGUCCCAGAUUAUCUUUAUGGGAAUAUUCUAAACAUAUAAAUAAUUAAGAAAUAUAUUAAACUCUAUAAUCUUAUUUAAGAUAAUAAGAAAAUUGACUAAUACUUUAGACUAUUUAUGAACUUAUUGAUUAAACUAAAUCACCAAAUAUUUUGUAGUUUUUUUAAAGCACUGUUGCUUCCACUAUUAUCUGAACUAUGCAUGCAUUCUCUUUCCUGAUGAAUCAUACAAUGGCAUACAAAUAAAUUACUCAACAAGUUGUUCUUCAAGAGGGAAAAGUACCCUGAUAUCUAACUUUUGGGGCUUCAUUAUGCUCCUCAAAGCCACUUUCAAACAACAAGCAUGACCCUAUUUGGCUUACAGAAUUCCUAGAAAUGUGUGUUAGAUAUUACUAACUAAUUUGAGAUACUGUAGCAUACCCCUGACAUAAACUACAUUCUACAUACUAGAAUUGAUGGAUAGAGAUGUAGACCAGUGUUCAGAGUCUGUAAACACAUGUGAGCACACAUGACAAUCAAACAUCAAGUUGUGCUGAAUAUACUGGCUAAGUCAAUCCCAGAAGUUAGAAUGGUGAAGAUUAGUCAUAUUUUAGCUUUAAUUUCUAAAAUUAAUUAUUCUUUAAUAUGAAUAAAGUGACAUGAACUUGAAGAAGGAAGGAAAUAAAAGCAAGAAAAUACAGAGAGUUGCAUCCCUUGACAGCCAGAGCUACUCGGGAGGCACAAAAACCAACCAAGCAAACGAAAACUCCUCCACUUCCUCACCAAACUCAAAGACCUGAAAGUUGCCUGAGAGAAAGUCUUCCUUGACAAAUAUUUCUAACAUCUGUGGUCUGAUUUAAACAUCAAUGAUGAAAUUAGUUAAAUUAGUUUUCUUUUUUUUCCAGCUUCUUUUUUUUUAAACUUAAUAACCUUUAUUGACCUACUUCACAGCCUUGUUUAGGACACAGGGCCAAACAAAUAGCGUUCAGCUGCAGGCCAGGCCACACGUACCCUUCUACACUUGUAGGACUGGAACAUGCCCUGGCAGGGCAGGAAAGUGGCAAAACUACUCUGACUGAGCAACAAUCAGGUCCCUUUUGGUACCAUGACAAAAUGAUGAUCUAUACACUGUGGAAGGAAAUUGGGGAAGAGAAGGAAAUGAACCCAAAUACCAGAGGGACAGGCUGGGCUCCCAGGCACCAAGAUCAUGGGCGACGUAGACCCUAGAUAUUUUCUUUGUCAUAAAUAUACUUGAAAAAAAGCUUGUAGAAAGAGCUUUUAUAAAUUUGAUGAUUUAGGUAGCCAGAAUAAUUUUAUCUAUAAAUAUACAUAUAUGAUGUGCAUAUAUUUUCAUAGGCAAUCAUUUAGUUUUUCUUUAAUAAACCAAGGUCCAGGCUCAAUUCUGGAAAGCAAAAAUAUUUGUACCAAAAGGAAAAAAGCAUAGUUUAUGAUGGAGUAGGACUGCAUUGCAGUAGAGGCCUUGUGGAAAGCCAUGGGUUGACUCAUAGUAGUUCCACAGUUAGCAUGCUGAAUGAUGGCCAUUGGUUGCCAUGGAGUAUGUUUUUCCAUAGCAACUUCUUUGUUGAACAUACCAUCAAUUUCACAUGAAGUUCCUAUCCUGUUCUUCACAGUGGUGAGCAAGCUGGAGGAGAUCCAGGUCCAGACCCUGUCUCAUGCCCAGACCCAGAGCUUGUCUCAUGUACCAGGAAUGCAUUACCAUCCCAAUAAAGUGGCUUCUGGAAAAUGAGAUGUUCAAAAUAGCAUUUUAGGCACUCCUCAUUCAUUCCUCAGAUCUCCCAAGCACCCUUCCUCCAUCACUCUUCUCAAAUAAAGGUUUCAGGAAGACUACAUAGGUAGCCUGUCAAUAAGACAUGUGCUCCUUUUGCUUCAAAUGCCAACUUCACUGAACGAAUCAUUCAUUCAUGUUUUCCAACCCAGUUUCCCAUAAUGACACUCCAAAGGGUUGGUUGGCAAUGGCAUCAUGCAGUAUAAUGUACUUCUGAGAUGGGACAUCCUUCCUUAAGAGGUUUACAUCCAUUUGGGCCACUGUUCUCCAUAGUCCUAUGGGAGAAACGGGAGGGAUUUAGGCCUCCAGCUACUGUUCUUAAGUAUUCUACAAUCUCUAUCCUCACCAAGGGCAAGCUUUAAAAACCAAAGGAAGGGCAUUUUCUUCAAGCUGAGGCUGCUUUAAAAUUGUGACAUACAAAUUAAUUGCAUAUAAAAGACUUUAAAUGCAGACACAACUUCAAAAUAAGUACCCUGGCCUCACAGGGUACCACGACUUUCAAUUGGACAGUGGUCUCCACAGCUCCAUCUACCCAGAAUCCAGAAAUCACCACUCUCCAUUCACUCUGUAUUGAAAGGAAAGCCAGAGCCCAUUGCAAAGAGCCACAUGUGCAAGGCUGGGUGUAACCCAGUGGCUGAGUGUACAGUGAACUCAUGCAAGGCCCUAGGUUAAUCUUAAUCUUGAUCUCAAUCAAGCACUGCAUAAGGUGAAAGAGUCUGAUCAUGCCUCCGUUUCUCAAAUGGAAGUACUCUGGUACAACACCACUAAACAAUACACGAAUUUCCUCUGAAAGCUUAGGAGAAAAAGCAAUGGCAUUGUCAUCUUGUGUGCAAACGGGUGUCUUUCAUCCUCAUAUUAAAACUGUAUUUGAAUAUAUAAGUUCAGAGUAAGAGAUUUAACCACCAAUCUUGAGGAGGAUACAAAGGAGCUCGUGGAGUCAGGCAAGUCCCAGCCCUAAGGCCUUAACACAUCUACCUGGGGAGUACAGGGCCUCUAACCUAUGGAAAUAGAUCAUCUAACAAGACAAAGGGCCUGAGCUCAAGUUGAGAGCAUCCACUGUCCCCACAGCCAAGACUCAGUUCCCCCACUUCAGCCACACUUAAGCAUUUCUUGGUGAAAUUUUACUACAUCAAAGAUGUGCAAGGCUGAGGGUCAGUUAUCACUUAUCACUAUUGAGCUGGAGAGCAGCUCUGUUUGUUUACAUUGUUGCUUGUGUACUGCAAACCCUCCCCUCCUCACCCCAUGAGACCAGUCUUCCUUGCUUUUCCUCAGUGCACAGCCUGAAGGAUUUGGGUGGUAGAAGGUAAUAGGAGCUAGAGUCUGUUUGCAGCCCUCCACCCAGAGGUACUUUGAUCUGGGGCUUCCUCAGCAGGGUUGUCCCAUGCCAUAUGCCCCUUUUGGGGAUUAGGCUAGUGUCCUGUUAUAGUUUGUGACCAAAGACUCAGAAAUGCUUUACUUAUCCCAGCAUGGAAGCAUAACUAUAAAGCAGAGGCCAAGGACAUUCAGCACUGUGACUCCGUUUGGCAUUUGUGCUUUAAGGUACAUACCUAAAGAAAGGAGUGUGGGGUUUAGAGGCUCUUAUACCACAGUAUGAGGCUGAAUAUCUGAUCUUUCAUGUGUUUGAUCUAGGCAUAAGAACUGAGAAUAAAAAUCUUAAAAGAAAACUUCCAAAGGCAUCAGAGUGACAACCCACUGUGUUCAUGAGUAACCCCUUGCAAUACUGUGUCUAUCCCCACAUCUGUAUUCUAAGAGGCAGAGAGAGAUGGAGUGAGAGAGGAGAGGAAAGAAGAGAGACAUGAGUAUUGUCCUUCUCUUCCUCCUUAGAGCAACCACAGCAAGGGAAGCCACUGCAUGUAGAUUCAAUGUAACGUGAUAAUUUAAACUUUGAUAAAUACAAAAGAAACGGGGAUAGACAAUGACCCACAACUCCCCAUCUGAUUUCUAACAACCUAACCCAUGAAAAUGGCCAAAGCUUCCUGAGGCUACAUGUAUCCCACCCACAGGACUCCCAAACGUAUUUGUCAGUGUGAGAGCAAAAGUAUACUCUUAGUUAUAAACUACCCCAGUUUAUACCCACAGUAUAAACAACUACUGUGUGUCUGGGCUUAACACACCCUAGCCUUAUAUGAAAACCAUUGUCUGAAACAACAGUUGGAGAUUCUGAAUUCUGGAGACGGUCCACAAAGGAGGUCCUGGUGGUUAGCCUUUCGAUCUGAGAAGCCCACUGCCCUCACUUAGGAGGCAGGAUUAGGAAACACUGGCAUGCAGGGAAGGUCCGCUGUGUGUUACUACUGUAAAGCUGUAUUGAUUGCUAAUGGGAAGUGUGCACUCCAUACCAAUUUUAUUAAAAAGAAGUACAUUGCAUUUAGUAAGUGCCCUGGAGCAUCCAUCCCGCUUCUCGCACACAAUUCCACGUCGCCUAAAUGAAGGUAUCACAUUGCUCAUUUUGCUAACUUACCUGAAACUCAUCAAAGGGAUGAUGUAAGGGUAUGUGCAUAGACAUAGUAGAAAAUGAUUAGGUAAAAAAUUUUCUGUUGACAUUCAAGAACAAAAAAAGGCACAACCUUUCCCAUGGAGAUUCAUAGGAUUGAUUGCCAGGUGACAGUCAUUUGAGAGGUAUAAUUAGAAUUAGCUGAGUAUGUGAAAGAGUCUCUUGAAGGCGCUGUGUUGUAUGUCAUAUCCUGCACACUGUUCUGAGGUCAAAGGUUUGAUACUUUUGUAUAAUUCCAUUUUGUACAUCUGCUGUGUAAUUUACGUCAAGGUAGAUGAGCAUCCUGUUUUGUGUCUUAAAUAAAAGAGUGACUCAAAGAAAAAAAUGUGAUUACUGUUAUUCUAAAUACAGAUUUUCUCCAAAA
Mastomys coucha (southern multimammate mouse) is the source of this 11020-nucleotide messenger RNA. It is a transcript of the gene Itga1, whose product is annotated as integrin subunit alpha 1. NCBI's taxonomy places the organism in Eukaryota, Metazoa, Chordata, Mammalia, Rodentia, Muridae. Gene Ontology annotation, cellular component: external side of plasma membrane; integrin complex. Gene Ontology annotation, molecular function: integrin binding. Bases 577 to 4116 code for a protein of 1179 amino acids. The record is from RefSeq and is a predicted model, not a curated record. Gene Ontology annotation, biological process: cell-cell adhesion; cell adhesion mediated by integrin; cell-matrix adhesion. The transcript has 29 exons.